Molecule: messenger RNA, 240 nt
Organism: Amorphotheca resinae ATCC 22711
Lineage: Eukaryota; Fungi; Ascomycota; Leotiomycetes; Helotiales; Amorphothecaceae
Exons: 3
Coding region: 1-240 (79 amino acids)
Cellular component (GO): endoplasmic reticulum
Source: RefSeq, a predicted model, not a curated record
AUGUUCUGGCCAAGUAUCGGACACAUUGCAUCCCAGAAUAUCGCACAAACCCCCGAGCAGCGCAAGCGCAACCAGAAGUUCGCGAAGGAGCAGACCGCGAAACGAGGCAAGCCCGCCAGCGAGAUCAAGAAGAAGCAGGAGUUCAAGAGUCCUAUCUCGCCUGUUGCUCUCGCGUUGCUGGGUUUUGUGGUUUUUGGAGGCCUGCUUUUUGAGUUGCUGAGUCGCAUCUUCUUCCGGUGA